AUGAAACUUUUGGUUUUUAUCGCAUCAUCUGUGCUAAUUUUCCGUUACAACGCAUUUUAUAUCAAAUAUACUACAAACGAGGGAUUACUAUUUCGACCUUCUUUGAGACAUGUUGCGUCCAGUUAUCAUGGUUGGUCAUUUAUUCGUUCUAUUACGCUAAAUUCACAUUAUUCCCCAGGUAAAAGAGAAGUAGAUGCAUUUAGAGAUACACAUAACCUAGAGUCAUUCGGUAAAAGUAAAAAAGAGCGGCCUUUGGCCGUUAAAGCUCUCAAGGAUUCACAGACCUCAGAUAGUUUCACAGAUUGUGAUUCCAUUCCCUCUGACUCCUCGGACGACUCACAAGAACAGUUAUACAACGAUGGAAUCACUAAUAAACACAAGGAACUGCAGUUGAAAAAGCUAAGAGAUGAACUGAUAGCACUGGAUUCCGACACAUCCUUACGCGAAUUCUACAUCAAAGGACAUGGACCAGGUGGUCAGAAGAUUAAUAAAUCAACUAUUUGUGUUCAACUUGUGUACUCUUCAGGGAGCACAGAUAAGAAGAUUGUUGUCCGUUGCAAAAAACAUAGACAGCUAUUACUGAAUAGGAUAGAAGCAACAACCAUACUUUUGAAUAAACUGAAGGAUUUAAAAAGAAGACAAAUGAUUGAAGUUUUGGAAGAACAAGGGAAAGAAGACAGGAGAAUACUAAAACUGUCCGAAGCUGAUAAGGGACGCAAGAGAAUUAUUAAGGAGAUCAGGUCAAUCAAGAAAAUACAAAGGAGAAAGGUUAUGCCAAGUGAUUUUGAUUAG
Molecule: messenger RNA, 792 nt
Organism: Theileria equi strain WA
Lineage: Eukaryota; Apicomplexa; Aconoidasida; Piroplasmida; Theileriidae
Exons: 1
Coding region: 1-792 (263 amino acids)
Biological process (GO): translational termination
Molecular function (GO): translation release factor activity
Source: RefSeq, a predicted model, not a curated record